Colossoma macropomum (tambaqui) is the source of this 1772-nucleotide messenger RNA. It is a transcript of the gene scd, whose product is annotated as stearoyl-CoA desaturase (delta-9-desaturase). The record is from RefSeq and is a predicted model, not a curated record. The transcript has 7 exons. Gene Ontology annotation, cellular component: endoplasmic reticulum membrane. Gene Ontology annotation, molecular function: palmitoyl-CoA 9-desaturase activity; iron ion binding; stearoyl-CoA 9-desaturase activity. Gene Ontology annotation, biological process: unsaturated fatty acid biosynthetic process; response to fatty acid. Bases 168 to 1127 code for a protein of 319 amino acids. Lineage: Eukaryota; Metazoa; Chordata; Actinopteri; Characiformes; Serrasalmidae.
GCAGGAUAAAACCGCAUCACGGCGAGGCUGCAUCCAAACCUCCGCGGAGCAGAGCAGAGUAGAGUAGAGGACGGCUCUACAUUAAUAAACAUCCAGUUUUAUAAAGAAUUAGUUUAUCAAAACUGCGGUUUAUUAAAGCGGUUCGGUUUCUAAAGGUCUGAUUGAGGAUGACUGAGACGACCCUUGAGCCCACCAUGGUGGAGGACGUGUUUGAUGAGUCCUACAGGGAGAAGAAAGGGCCCAAACCUCCUAUGGUGAUCGUGUGGAGAAACGUGGUGCUGAUGAGCCUCCUGCAUCUAGGAGCCGUUUACGCCCUGUUCCUCAUCCCGUCCGCCUCGCCGCUCACCCUGCUUUGGGCUCUGCUGUGUUUUGUGUUCAGCGCUCUGGGUAUAACAGCCGGAGCUCACAGACUGUGGAGUCAUCGCUCUUAUAAAGCCUCACUGCCGCUCCGCGUCUUCCUCACCUUCGCCAACUCCAUGGCCUUCCAGAACGACAUCUACGAGUGGGCUCGAGACCACAGAGUUCAUCAUAAAUACUCGGAGACCGACGCGGACCCCCACAACGCCGUGCGGGGCUUUUUCUUCUCUCACAUUGGCUGGCUGCUGGUCCGUAAGCACCCAGACGUCAUCGAGAAGGGAAGCAAGCUGGAGCUCAGCGACCUGAAGGCAGACAAGGUGGUCAUGUUUCAGAGAAGAUUCUACAAGCCGUCAGUGCUGCUGAUGUGUUUCGUGGUCCCGACGGUGGUCCCAUGGUUGCUGUGGAACGAGUCUCUGUGGGUCGGGUUUUUCAUUCCCACCCUGAUGAGAUACGCGCUGGGGCUUAACGCCACCUGGCUGGUCAACAGCGCCGCCCACAUGUGGGGGAACCGACCCUAUGACGUCAACAUUAACCCCCGAGAGAACAGAUUCGUCACCUUCAGCGCUAUAGGCGAGGGCUACCACAACUACCACCACACCUUCCCCUACGACUACUCCACCAGCGAGUAUGGCUGGAAGCUCAAUCUCACCACCUGCUUCAUCGACCUGAUGUGCUUCGUGGGUUUGGCCCGGGAGCGUAAGCGGGCGGCUCGAGAGGUGGUCAGAGCCCGAGUCCAGCGCACGGGAGAUGGCAGCCACAGGAGUGGCUAAGAGUGUUUGUCUCGACUGCAGCAGUGGAAGUUUUGGCGAGGCGCGUUCUGAAGACGUCUUGUCUCUAGCGCCCCCUGUGUUGUGGAGGCCGGAGCGCUGAGUUCCUCAGCAGACGAGCCAAACCCCCUCCAACGGACUCAAUCACAUGACGAUUGUAUAUCAGGAACACUGCAGUCUGAAAAUCUGAACUCUAAAUAAGACACGUAACAAAUUAAACUUGCGAUGCUCCACAUGGUGGAACAUCUGCAGUUCUGUAAUGAGCUUACUGCUGUAUGUAGAUGAUAUGAAUUCAUAAUGAUGGAGAUAUAUUCUGGAAGACGUUUAAAAACUGUUAAAUCUGUUGCAGGUUGGAGUUUGGAGGGUUUUUUUCUUUAAUUAUUAUUUAAGUGUAUAAGAUGACUCUGCUGAAGAAGCAGCAGCUUCAAACACACUAAAUUACAUGCUGAACCACCAAGCGGCCUUUAAUUCAGUCUGGAGUUAAAGCUGAUCUACAGCUGCUGUACCAGCCCCAGGUUUUUAAAGGGAAACUCCACCUGUUUCUCCAAAAUGCCCCCAUAAUUAAGCACUGAGAUGUAAAUAGAGUGAUUCAGAGAGGUUUGGUGUGAAAUGGUUCAGAUGUCAUUACAGUGGUGGUGAUGGGAACCA